AUGCCUCCAUCCGUCACAAAGAGAUUGGAUCUUACCGUGGUGUGGCAGUUUGUGUAUCUCGGGGACCCAUUGACCUAUCCUGUGGGGUGUCCGCGCGACACUCACAGAGUUUCUCAUACCAGGUUGGCCAAUGGUAUGGGCGCCCUGGCAGUAUCCCGCCAACGUACGACCAUGAACUGCACAAAUACAAAUAAACUCAUGCCACGUUGGCCGUUGCAUGGUGUCACCAGCCGGGUCAUAUUAGUCGAUGCAUACAGCAGGGUGGGUAAUCGAAAGCAGGCUACUGCUGACACCUCCCUUCUUUUUCUUCCACAUACCUUUUCUUCCCCUUCUCUCCACCCCAUUAUUAACCCUCCUCUUUUAGGCCCAGCACUUAGGACUGAUGACUCCAUUCGUUUUGCGUCGGUUUUGGGCGUAGCAUCUGCUCGUCACAUGGCAUCGACAUCGUCAGGUACCUUCAAAUCAAUUUUCAGGCCUCGAUACCCAAACUAUCUGGCAACCUUCAAUGUGCGCAUUCUGAAGCAAGCGGGACAACAAGCUGCUGCGAAACAUCGAAGCGUGGCUGGUUGUGGAUGGCGUCAGCGUGUCAGUAACGAGGCGAUUAGAAAACGGGUAUUUGGUUGUGCUGCAGGCACCUCAAUCCGGGAAAACAUCCAGCAUCACCGACUGCGAUGGCUCGGUCAUGUGCUACGCAUGCCGAAACACCGUCUACUGAAAUCAGUGUUGUUCUUCCUGCCUCCUUCAGGAUGGCGCAAACCGCGAGGUGGACAGCACAUGACUCGGCAAAAAGGCGUGAAAGAGAUCACGAAGAGUUUGGGUGUUGUUGGUGUUGUACGCCUCCCAGGAUGGGGGACCCGUGACCCCGUCUGUGCUUGGCUGGAGACGUUGCAAGAAAUGGUGGCUAAUCGAUGUCAGUGGCGUUCUUGCUCAAAUGGGCGACGACACCUGGACUCGUCCCGAUUUACCCUGUCGUUGUACGUAUACAGUCACAACACCCAUAAGCCAAAGUCCGCAUUUCCACAAACCUUUCGUCCGAAGAUUGCCAAAGAUGUGACCGAAUUGAUCGGGAAUACUCCAUUGGUCCGUCUUAAUCGUAUCCCACAGAGUGAAGGUUUCAACUGCGAAUUCUUGGCAAAGUGCGAAUUUCUAAAUCCUGCGGGUAGCGUGAAAGAGCGAAUUGCUUGGCGAAUGAUUGAAGAGGCAGAAAGAAAAGGUGUAUUGAAACCCGGUGAUACUCUAAUCGAACCGACUUCGGGAAAUACGGGUAUCGGCUUAGCCCUUGUGGCCGCUGUCAAGGGAUACCAUUGUAUAAUUGUCAUGCCUGAAAAGAUGAGUCAAGAAAAGGAGCACAUGCUUCGUGGUCUUGGUGCCGAAAUAGUUCGUACCCGCACGUCGGCAGUUUUUGACGAAGAGGACUCGCACAUCCGGACGGCGGAACGCAUCAAGCAACAACUCGGCCCACGUGCUCACAUUCUCAAUCAGUACACAAAUGAGUAUAAUCCAAUUGCGCAUUAUGAUCAAACGGCGGAGGAGAUUUUGAACGAUUGUGCAGGGGAAGAUGGCACAGUCAAACUUGAUCUCAUAGUCAUUGGGGCUGGUACUGGUGGAACGGUGACAGGAUUGUCGCGGAAACUGAAGGAGAAAAUUCCCAACUGUGAGAUUGUUGCGGUCGAUCCUGAGGGCUCCAUUCUGGCUCACACAACAACCGAUAUACAUGACCCGUACGAAGUCGAAGGAAUUGGCUACGACUUUAUUCCAACUGUGCUGGAUCGAUCCGGGGUUGACAAAUGGUACAAAACGUCGGAUCAAGAAUCCCUACUGAUGGCUCGUAGACUCAUCCGAGAGGAAGGACUUUUGUGCGGUGGAAGUAGCGGAGCUGCUCUGGUUGUGGCGCUCCGAGCAGCUCAUGAUUACAAACUUGGUGAAGGACACCGAUUGCUCAUCAUCUUGCCUGAUUCAAUACGUAACUACAUGACCAAACUCCUCUCGGACAUGUGGAUGUACAACCGGAACUUUAUUGAUUUUCCCGAUGCAAAAGAGUUCCGCACCCAUUGGACGCAGCGUUCGACAAGAGAUUUAUUGAAGACUGUCGCCAAAGCGACAAGCAUCUCCUCUGACUGUACAAUCAGACAAGCCGUUGAACAUUUGAAGGAAGCAAACCUGCAACAUGCUAUUGUGAUGGAUUUCAAAGGCAGCACAGAAAUUUUGGGUGUGUUCUACGCGGCAGCGCUGCAGUCGCUUCUCACAGGAUCUGCUUCAGUCGAUGAUCCGGUGCUAAAAGCCACGAACAAGAGCGUCCGCAAGUACAAUACGACGGUGGAUGUAGAAGAACUCGGACGACGUCUGAUUAUCGAGCCUCACGUGGUUGUUCAAGAUGACGACAGGACAAGCCACUGGUGGUCAAAAAAUGGCUUGGCAGCAAAGCGUAAAAGCGAUUUUGAGAGAAUUCACCUGCACUGGUUGUUGCCGUCUCCCUUGAUGGGGACGCCGAGACGGAAUACAUCGAUGGUUAGAGACAUUGUCAGACACGGCUCUGUCGCGUCCUCAACGGCGCUCUGCACCAAUUUAUCAGCUCCCGCCUCCAAUGCGCAGCCACCUACCCCAUCUCCCCAAAUUAUCGGUGAACAAAAAUGUGUCACCCAUCAACGUACCACAAGCGUGUCUGGUACAUCUGACUCCUUUUGUCGGAAAACUUUGGGAGUGCGUUCAGCGAGUAUCCAUGAAGUGUGGAACUCUGACGAUGAGUGGCGUUUCGUACCGGAUUCGGACAAGUAUCGCUGUUCAGCCAUGGACUGUCUAUGUCCAAGGGGCGCAUGGAGGGGAAAGACUGAGCAUUCUGUGUUUCAACAGUUAGAACGUCACAUUGUUGACAAUGAUUUUCCAUAUUCAGUGUGGAUGCUGAGCGCUUUAUUCGUCCGCAUUGAGAACAAGACCGGUAAAUCGGUUCAGUCAUUGGAUUGUCGGAGUUUGUCGAUUCUCCAUAAGCGAAAACAUGCUACUGCUGGCGCCUCCCUUCUUACACUUUCACGUUUUCCGUCUUCCACCCUCCCCCACCCAAAUUUGAAUACUUUAUCCGCAGGUUCCAGCCCUAGGACUGACCGUUUUGCUCGCCCUACAUCACACUCAGCUGCAGCUUCUGCACGUCCGAGUUCACUUAAAACCCUAAACACUUCGAAGUCUGUUUUCAAACCCCGAAAGCCUGUCUACUUAGCCACUUUCAAUGUUCGCACACUGAAGCAAGCAGGUCAACAGGUGGCUCUUGCGCGUACGCUGGAUUCCCUUUGUAUUGAUGUAUGUUGUCUGUCAGAAACAAGGACGCAGGACGCAAGUACUGUAAUCGAACUGACUGCCCCCUCGCUCUCUUCCAGGUUCCGACUGCGCACCUCUGGUGAUGCAGAGGCCGCUGCAGCUGGAUAUGCUGGGGUGGGUAUUGUAUUGAGCGAACGAGCGGAAGCGUCUCUGCUUGAUUGGAUACCCGUAGACAGUCGCCUCUGUGCGGUUCGUUUGGCAACAUCGGUGAGAGAAUCUAGAGGAAGUGAGGUUCAUCGCACCUUGUUUAUUGUUUCUGCUUACGCCCCAACUGACUGUAGCUCUGAAUCUGCCAAGGACAGUUUCUAUGACGCUCUAGGUGCCCUUCUACAACAGGCUAAAAGCUCAGAUAUCGUUGUGGUUGCUGGUGAUAUGAACGCCCAGGUAGGUAGACUAAGCGCUGCUGAGGCCCGAUUGGGUGGUCGUCUUGGUUUGGACACUAGACGCACGGACAACGGAGACCGCUUACUUCAGAUGUGUGCCGAUCACAGGCUGUUCCUUUGCAGUACGAAUUUCCGGAACAGCGGAAAUCGCUUGACAACGUGGUGCCCACCAUCAAACCAGCGCCGAAUCCAAAUAGACCACAUCGCCGUCAGUUAUCGGUGGCGCCUGCCGCUCCUUCUGGAACACCAGCGUGUACGCAAAUCGCGCACACCUCGCUUAGCCAUUGAGAAGCUAGUUGACCCAGAAACCAAACGAAACUAUCAGAACCAGCUCCUCGAAUGCCUGCCGGACGGUACGGUGUCAGAUAUAAACAGCCACUGGGAAAAAUUACCCAACGCGUUACUCAAAGCAGGAGCGUCUGCUUGCGGUACAACCCAGCCAACCUCAUCCAGGUAUUGUAUCUCUGAUAGGACCGUGUCUUUUCUGGAGACCCGGCGACAGAUUCCACCUGGUCUCCACCACAACUUCAUGCGCAUUAUCCGACGCCAGGUGAAACUGAGUGUCUGCGCAGACCGAAGGGUCGAAGAAAUGCAACAUACAAAGAAUGCUCGACCGGGUAGAGGCUGCGUUGACCACAUCUUCACACUCCGUCCGGUGUUAGAGCAACGCCACGUGUACAGACGACCCAAAAUCCUGGUAUUCCUUGACUUCAAGGGUGCGUUCGAUUCUGUUGAUCGAUCAGUUCUGUCAACUACACUUGCUCAACAUGGUAUGCCCCAGAAGUUUGUAAACAUAAUCCGAUCUCUAUAUUCACAUACUUCUGGGCGGGUGAGGGUGUAUGGUGAGCUCUCCAAAAGCUUUCCUACAAAAAGUGGUGUCAGACAAAGAUGUCCACUCUCCCCAUUCUUGUUCAACUUCGUCAUCGAUGAAAUAAUGAGGCGAAACUCCGGCGUUCACAUUGUUGGCUCGUGA
Opisthorchis viverrini is the source of this 4665-nucleotide messenger RNA. RefSeq lists its product as hypothetical. Gene Ontology annotation, cellular component: cytoplasm. Lineage: Eukaryota; Metazoa; Platyhelminthes; Trematoda; Opisthorchiida; Opisthorchiidae. The transcript is spliced from 19 exons. Gene Ontology annotation, molecular function: cystathionine beta-synthase activity; cysteine synthase activity. The record is from RefSeq and is a predicted model, not a curated record. Bases 1 to 4665 code for a protein of 1554 amino acids.